Messenger RNA from Nannizzia gypsea CBS 118893, 1641 nucleotides. RefSeq names its product phosphomevalonate kinase. Gene Ontology annotation, cellular component: peroxisome. The transcript has 2 exons. The coding region runs from base 1 to 1641 and encodes 546 amino acids. Gene Ontology annotation, biological process: isopentenyl diphosphate biosynthetic process, mevalonate pathway; ergosterol biosynthetic process. Gene Ontology annotation, molecular function: ATP binding; phosphomevalonate kinase activity. NCBI's taxonomy places the organism in Eukaryota, Fungi, Ascomycota, Eurotiomycetes, Onygenales, Arthrodermataceae. The record is from RefSeq and is a predicted model, not a curated record.
AUGGACGAUGCUGGGUCAGGCCUCAGCCACAGCAGAUCCGUUGUCCUCUCACCCGCCGAAGCUGCGUCCCGCCACCUCGAGCUCGCCCGCCAGAGAGUAGUAUCGUUCGCAGCCGUCAGCACAAGGGCUGCACACACCGCGAAGAUGAUAGAGCAACGACAGGCUGCGACCGAGACGGCCGUAUCGGCGCCCGGAAAGGUGCUGCUUGCGGGAGGGUACCUGGUGCUGGACAGGGACUACACGGGGACUGUUUGUGCCCUGGAUGCCAGGAUCCAUGUGGUGGUGCAACAACAGAGUGUGAAGAGACGGCCGUCCGCCACGGAUACGCAAACAGAAGCUCCUUCACAGCUGAGCGGCGGUCAGGCAGCAGCGGACGGCAGCUCAGGAUCAGCUGAAAACCCACCGGCCAUCGUCAACGGCGGGGCGCAGGAAGAAGCGGUGCAAGAUACUGUCAUCGUCAAGUCGCCGCAGUUUGUUGAUGCCGUAUGGAAGUACAAGAUCCAACGAUCUGACAACGGAGGCGGCGUCAGGGCCGUGCAGUGUGAUGACGGGCCCCGAAAUCCAUUCGUUGAGACAUCUUUAAAUUACGCUCUUACCUACGUGAGCUAUGUCUCUGCCUCUCAGAAUAUUGGAUCUCUUGUCGUGACCAUUCUUGCGGAUGACGACUACUACUCUGAAACUACGGCGAGCAGUACAUCCGACAGCAGCUAUGCAGGCUUCAAGAAGUUUGGUGUCCGGUUGCAGGAUGCACAUAAAACAGGCCUAGGCUCGUCUGCCGCACUGGUAACCGCUUUAGUUUCCGCGCUCGUCGUGCAUCGGACCGUGCAACCCGAAAAGCUCUCCCAAAACAGAGCAAAGCUACAUAACUUGGCUCAGGCUGCACACUGCGCUGCACAGGGGAAGAUUGGCUCUGGUUUCGAUGUUGCUGCUGCUGUUUACGGAUCGUGCUACUAUAGACGGUUCUCUCCGUCCGUGCUUGCUAACUUGGGUGAACCCGGCUCACCCAACUUUGAGGAUCGCCUGUUUGCUAUUGUCGAAGAUGUCGAUGCAAGUGCACCAUGGGAUGCCGAGUGCCAUGAUAUCGGGUUCAAGCUCCCCAUGGGUAUACGAAUGGUUCUCUGCGAUGUUGACUGUGGCUCCCAGACUCCAGGCAUGGUGAAGAAGCUCCUUCGCUGGCGAGACGAAAACCGCGAGGAAGCGGACAUCAUAUGGGCUAACUUACAGCUAAACAACGAGAAGAUACGACUUGAACUGAAGAAACUGCUGCACAGUCCGGGGGCAGACUUCAACGAGCUACGCAACUUGCUGCUCAAGUCAAGGAUGUGGAUUAAGACAAUGACGAAGAAGAGUGAAGUGCCCGUUGAACCAAUGGUACAGACCGAGCUUUUGGAUUCUCUGGGCAAACUGGAUGGCGUUAUUGGCGGUGUUGUUCCCGGUGCAGGAGGCUACGAUGCAAUCGCCUUGCUUAUGAUAGAUGACCAAGAUGUCUACAACGACGUCUGCACGCACCUAAAAGACUGGCAUAGCACCGUCGAGGAUGAUUUUGGCGGCAAGAUCGAAAGAGUCCGUCUUCUUGGAGUCGGCUACGGUUCUGAAGGCAUCUUGAACGAGCUUCCAGUCCGGUACAGCGGAUGGAUAUAA